This is a messenger RNA of Sardina pilchardus (European sardine), 909 nucleotides long. RefSeq names its product paired like homeobox 2A (gene phox2a). Bases 1 to 909 code for a protein of 302 amino acids. Lineage: Eukaryota; Metazoa; Chordata; Actinopteri; Clupeiformes; Clupeidae. The transcript has 3 exons. The record is from RefSeq and is a predicted model, not a curated record. Gene Ontology annotation, biological process: regulation of transcription by RNA polymerase II. Gene Ontology annotation, molecular function: RNA polymerase II transcription regulatory region sequence-specific DNA binding; DNA-binding transcription factor activity, RNA polymerase II-specific.
AUGUACAAGAUGGAUUACUCGUACCUCAACACCUACGACUCGUGCAUGGCGGCCAUGGAGGCGUCGGCAUACGCGGACUUCAGCUCGUGCAGUCAGUCCAACGGCUUCCAGUACAACCCGAUCCGGACCAGCUUCGGCCCGAGCGCCACCUGUCCGCCGCUUACUUCCGCGAGCUGCACGCUCGGCGCCCUACGGGACCACCAACCCGCCCCGUACUCCACAGUGCCAUAUAAGUUCUUCUCGGAUCCGUCCGGUUUAAACGAGAAACGGAAGCAGCGGCGAAUCCGCACGACCUUCACGAGCUCUCAGCUGAAGGAGCUCGAGCGCGUGUUCGCCGAGACCCACUACCCGGACAUCUACACGCGCGAAGAGCUAGCGCUCAAGAUCGACCUCACCGAAGCCCGUGUACAGGUGUGGUUUCAGAACCGGAGGGCCAAGUUCCGUAAGCAGGAGCGUGCCGCCAACUCGAAGGGUUCCGGUGGCGUGGGCGGGUCCAGCAGCAAGAAGAGCAGCGCUGGUUCCGGCUCGGGAGAAGCCCGGUCCUCGUCGGAGGACGACGAGUCGAAGGAGUCCUCGUGCAGCCCCACGCCCGACAGCACGGCCUCCCUGCCACAAGGGGGCGCCAGUCUCAGCCCCAGCCCCGGACCACCCGGAGCCCCGCAGACCCUCAAGCCCGCCCCCGUCAGCUGGCCCCCGCUCAGCCCCGCCCACACCAUAAGCCCCGCCCACACCAUUGGCUCCGCCUCUCACACCAUAAGCUCCUCCCAUGCCAUUAGCCCCGCCUCCCAGGGCCCGGAGCUGCUGAAGGCGUGGGGGGGUGAGGGGGCAGGGUUAGGGGUGGGGCCAUUUGCAGGCGUUCUCUCAUCCUUCCAGAGGAAACCCAACGCCUUGAAGGCCAACAUGUUUUAG